Molecule: messenger RNA, 1060 nt
Organism: Diuraphis noxia (Russian wheat aphid)
Lineage: Eukaryota; Metazoa; Arthropoda; Insecta; Hemiptera; Aphididae
Source: RefSeq, a predicted model, not a curated record
AUGGUUCCAGCCCCGGCACCUGGCACAUAUUUCAUCCCGCAUCACGCCGUGCUCAAGGCCGACGGUGACAUGUCCAAAAUACGCGUCGUGUUCGACGCUUCGUCUGCGUCGUCAUCCGGUCGCUCCUUGAACGAUGUAUUGUGCACCGGACCGAAGUUACAAGUUGAUUUACGCGAUAUCUUACUUCGUUGCCGCAUGCACAGGUACAUUUUGUCCGCUGACAUUGUCAAAAUGUAUCGACAAAUUUUAAUUCGUCCACAAGAUCGGACAUAUCAACAUAUAUUUUGGCGUAACUCGCCUAGCGACGAACUCGUCGAGUUUCAAUUAUGCACCGUCACGUACGGUCUCAAUUGCGCGCCCUAUCUAGCCAUACGCUGUCUGCACGAGCUCGACAGCCAGGACGGUCAUUGUUUUCCGCUAGCAAAACAUGUCCUCACUCGAGCYACUUAUGUCGACGACAUCGUUAUUGGCGCCGACACAGAAGAACUCCUGUUACGUCGAAAAGGGGACAUCGUCGGAUUACUGCACAGCGGCGCUUGUGCACUCAGCAAGUGGACUAGCAACAGUGCAACCGUCCUCGAAUCUGUUCCCACCGAGGACCGUGUACAGUCCAUGUCAUUCGAUCCGCGUGAGGAACACGGCGUCAAGGURCUCGGCUUGCAUUGGGACACAGACACAGACCAAUUCGUAUAUCAUACCAGUAUACAACAAAUCUCGUCCACGAAACGGCAGGUGUUGUCCAUCAUCGCGCGUUUGUUCGAUCCCAUCGGUGCUCUGGGCCCGAUGUUGUUGUGGSCAAAGUGCUUCAUGCAGUCCUUGUGGUGCAAUAAACUCGGAUGGGACGAUGUUAUGUCUGACGAGCUGCGAACUAUGUGGCAACAGUUCUGCACGGAGUUGCCUCUUCUGUUCGAUUUAAGUCUACCGCGUCACAUCGACGCCACCAGUUAUCAGGACAUCCAGCUGAUUGGCUUCGCGGAUGCAUCCGUCAAAGGAUACGCGGCUACCAUUUAUCUCCGUUUUGUCCACGCGCCCGACGACAUAGCCGUUAAGUUCGUCACUU